Molecule: messenger RNA, 174 nt
Organism: Fomitiporia mediterranea MF3/22
Lineage: Eukaryota; Fungi; Basidiomycota; Agaricomycetes; Hymenochaetales; Hymenochaetaceae
Exons: 2
Coding region: 1-174 (57 amino acids)
Source: RefSeq, a predicted model, not a curated record
AUGCACCACUCACACUCGCUGCACGCCGCCACGACACAGCCUCACCCUUCACAAUCUGCUCGACCUUACAACUCACACGUGUACGCGAUUCUACUUGCAGGGACUGAGCAACGAUCAAGGCCUGGUGACGAAGACUACAUCGAACAGCCUAAGAACACAUUAAUCCUUUAUUGA